CUCGUAUGCAGACUCUACCUUUAGCUUUUGAGAUAUUCUUUUAUCUAAUAUAAUUGCAUAUUUUUCAAAACAUAAUAUUUAUGAGGCAUUCUACUUUUUGUCCAUUAAAUAGAAUCCUGUCUGGAUUGAAGAUGUGCAGUUUUUGCCAUACACCCCUCCUCCCAUGCAGCUAUCAUCUGCCUCUGCUGUGGAUCAUGGCAGCAUGGAAGAAUGGAGUGAGAGAAUAUCAUUUAUUAAUGAAGACUUAAAAUGGCUCCUGAGUCUUCCACACAACAGGUUUUGGUGUCAGGUGAUAUUUGAUGAAACUUUACAGCAGUGUCUGGAUUCUUACCUUAGAUGUGCCCCUAGAAACUUUGAUGCUUCAUCAGUCCUUCCCCCAGAACCAGCCACUCUCCAUGAAAACGUCCACAAAAGAGUGUUCAUGACAUAUCUCAGGAUGUCAACACACAAGGAAUCCAAGGAGGACUUCUUUACAUUGAGCACAUUUGGAGAUAUUCUUUAUGAGAACUUUUUAUUUGAUAUUCCAAAAAUCAUGGACAUUUGUGUCCUCUAUGGAGGGGAGAACAGCACAAAUACUCCACUUCUCAGGAAAAUGCUGGAAAACAUUUUCUCCAAACAACCCAAGUAUCAUGGCGACCUUGAUGCAACAAUCCUAACAAUUUAUGAAACGUUAGAUGAUAUCUUGUCAAGAUGUGGAAUUAAACAUAAAACUGAAGACCCUUCAAAUCUUCCUCUAAAACUUAGUGAUGCAAAGAAUGGCCCAAAGGUGUCCUUGACCGUUCAACAACGAGAGGACAUCGUUCUUUAUUUGAAUGACACAACAGAGACAUUGCUGGCCUUUUUGGGUACAUAUACCCCAGUCUGUGAGUCAUUUCACCGGCAAGGUUUUGUACAGAGAAUAGCUGGCUUUUAUGAACUAAUCACUCCGUAUUUUAGACUUCAUUUUACUGAUGUUGAAUCGCGGGCAUCAAAGGAGAAGUGGAAACUUGUUAAGGUGGCAUUCAUCAAGAUUUGCCGUGUGAUUCUCAACACCUGUUGUAUUGGACCCUUGGAGAGCAGAGAAAUCAACAGCAAUGAUGAGCAAGUUCAAUCAUGCGUUGAAGAUUAUUUGGAAGUGAUAACAUCCGUUCUCUCUGAGAAAAGGUUCCUGAGUAGUUACGACUCGAGAUUCAGCGUAACAGAAGACUUGAACAGAAUCCAGCAGUCCACAGCAAGUGUGGAUGAAACAAGGGUGGACUAUAUUUUGGCUGCUGUCGACAGCGCAAGAAAAGCAUUCCCUUGUCAUUUAGCUCAGAGAAAGAAUGUUGAUCCACAAGGGAGUGGUGAAAACGUUACGCUCAGGGGCAGUGAUGUUGAUAACCAAGUUAAUGGACGUUUGAAUGAAUGGAGAGAAGAACGUAUUUCAGAUGUAAAUGGAUUUGUGGAAUGUAAGAACGAGGGAGCAACAUCCAAAACUGUGAAUGAAGUGGAGUUGUUUUCCAUGGUGACACACAUUCAAGAUCUUCUGCCAGGACUGGGGGAUGGGUUCGUUAUUCUGUGUUUGGAGGAACUGAACUACGAUGUUGAACAAGUCGUUAACUUACUACUGGAAGACAAUCUCCCACCUUCCCUUCAAAACGCAAACAGGAGCUUGUCCAAAGAACAGUUACUGAAAGACAGAAAACCGCCCGAGACAACUGUCCUUGAGCAAAGACACUCGGUCUUUGAUAAAGAUGAAUUUGAUGUUUUUUCAGGCAACAAAGUCGAUGUAAGAAAAGUUCAAAAAGGCAAACGUCGCGACAGAGCAAAUCUUAAGAACUUGUUAUCUGAUAAGAGUCACAUCACAGAAUCGGUGAAGGAGAGGUAUUCUGCUUACGAUGUGUUUAAUAGACACGUGCGCAUUGCCAAUUUGUAUGAUGACGAGUACGAUGAUACGUAUGAUUCUCACAAUGUGGGAGCGCAAGAUGCUGACUCAGCAGAUGAGCUGACAAUACGAAGGCCAUUUACUAUUCCACGAGUUCUUGGCGGCUCUCCAGUACCAUCAGAUGACGAAGAUGAAGACAGCGACGAGGACAGUUCAUCAGAAGAAGGCAAAGCGAAAGCAGAGGAGCCAGAAGUAGACAAAGCUCUUAUUAAUCGAAGACAACGCGGUAGAGGAAUACAGAAGAAAGAAGGGAAGGAGGGAGAAGCUGCGACAGGGGGGCAAAGGGGAGGACCCAAAGGGCGUGGCAGGGGUGUAAGUGCUGCUGAGCAGAAAAACAGAGCCCAUAAUGAGCGCAAUAAAGGAAUGAGGGCCAAUCACAAUCGUAAGGCGGGGGCAGAAAGAAAGAGAGCUAAAGGCAUGGGAAUGCUGUCACAUCGGUGACACUGUUUUCUUUGUCGUGACUUAUGGAAGAGACUGCACUUUUCAAGACAAAGGCUUUUCCAGAAAACUCAUGUUAUGAACUAUAGUAUCUUUAUUAUUAUUAGUAGUAGUAGUAGUAGUAGUAGUAGUAUUAGUAUUAGUA
This is a messenger RNA of Orbicella faveolata, 2486 nucleotides long. Its product is annotated as activating signal cointegrator 1 complex subunit 2-like. The record is from RefSeq and is a predicted model, not a curated record. Gene Ontology annotation, molecular function: ubiquitin binding. Lineage: Eukaryota; Metazoa; Cnidaria; Anthozoa; Scleractinia; Merulinidae. Gene Ontology annotation, biological process: regulation of DNA-templated transcription.